Molecule: messenger RNA, 959 nt
Organism: Trifolium pratense (red clover)
Lineage: Eukaryota; Viridiplantae; Streptophyta; Magnoliopsida; Fabales; Fabaceae
Product: 60S ribosomal protein L13a-4-like
Exons: 3
Coding region: 73-693 (206 amino acids)
Biological process (GO): negative regulation of translation; translation
Cellular component (GO): cytosolic large ribosomal subunit; ribosome
Molecular function (GO): mRNA binding; structural constituent of ribosome
Source: RefSeq, a predicted model, not a curated record
UCUUGUUUCUGAUAAAACCCUAAUUAUCUAUCUAUCUAUCUCCGGAGAAGAAAUCAAGCCGCCGCCGCGAAAAUGGUGUCCGGAUCGGGAGUGUGCGCAAAGAGAGUGGUGGUGGACGCUCGUCACCACAUGCUCGGUCGUCUUGCCUCGAUUGUAGCAAAGGAGCUUCUGAAUGGUCAAAAGGUUGUUCUUGUUAGAUGUGAAGAAAUUGCAGUCUCCGGUGGACUCGUUAGACAGAAGAUGAAGUAUAUGCGUUUCCGUCGUAAGCGUAUGAACACUCAACCUUCUCAUGGUCCUAUUCAUUUCCGUGCUCCUUCCAAGAUCUUUUGGCGCACUGUUCGUGGAAUGAUUCCACACAAGACAAAGCGUGGAGAAGCUGCACUUGCCAGAUUGAAGGUUUACGAGGGAAUUCCUCCUCCAUAUGAUAAGAUCAAGAGGAUGGUUGUUCCUGAUGCUCUUAAGGUGUUGAGGCUUCAAAAGGGACACAAAUACUGCUUGCUUGGUCAAUUGUCAUCAGAGGUUGGAUGGAACUACUAUGACACCAUCAAGGAGCUGGAGAAGAAGAGGAAGGAACGUGCACAUUUGGCUUAUGAGAAGAAGAAGCUGCUCAAUAAGUUGAGGGCUAAAGCCGAGAAGAAUGUAGACGAGAGGCUUGCUCCACAACUCGAAAUCCUUGCUCCCGUUAAAUACUAAGUCGUUGUCACCAGUUUAAAUUUUGAUUUUGUAGUGUAUCAAAUUGAACUCCAUUUCAGUUUUGGUUGUUAUUCUAUGUUUAUCGGAGCUUAGAAAUGACAAAUCUUGGACGAUGUUAUUUUCUUAUUAUAAUUUUUGUCAUUCCACCUACUUUCUAAAACUGUUCCCCUUUGGUGUAACAUCAAAUAUUGUUGGUGUGUGGUAAGAACAUAUACUAUGAAUCUGUGUUUUAUUUAUUUGAUUGAUGCUUCCAUUAGGUGACUGAA